This is a messenger RNA of Carassius carassius (crucian carp), 1504 nucleotides long. RefSeq names its product vascular cell adhesion molecule 1a (gene vcam1a). Gene Ontology annotation, molecular function: integrin binding. The record is from RefSeq and is a predicted model, not a curated record. Gene Ontology annotation, biological process: cell-cell adhesion. Lineage: Eukaryota; Metazoa; Chordata; Actinopteri; Cypriniformes; Cyprinidae. Gene Ontology annotation, cellular component: membrane. The coding region runs from base 111 to 1427 and encodes 438 amino acids. The transcript has 6 exons.
AUGUUUGGUCAUUAUCUUGGUUGGAAUACAGCCAGGUGGGAAUAUCCAAAAACAUUAUCGUGUUUUUUCUCAAUUCGCAUGUUGAAUGAGUGAAACAGAACAGAGGCAAAAUGUGUGGAGUGAAAUGCAUCACCUUUGCGCUGUGGAUUAAUAUUCUUAGUGUAAUAACAGGAGAAAACAAUUUUCAACUGAAUUUAACUCCGUUAAAUGCAGUGAUUCAUGUUGGUAAGGAUCUGGAGCUGACCUGUGAAGUGACCAAUUGUAAGAAUAAUGUGGACUUCGUCUGGAAAGCAGCACUGGAUCAAUUUCUCGGUGGAGAGUCUGAAUCUGAGAAGAAUGUUUCCCGCCUUCUGAUCAGGAACAUCUCUGUCAAACACAGUGAUACAGUUGUGUGCAAAGCUACUUGUCAGGGAAAUCAACUACAGAAAAUGACAAAGAUAAAUAUGUUCUCUUUUCCAGAAGAUCCCAUCUUGCCCAAAAUAAAGAGUUUGAUAGCAAACCAAGAACAGGAGCUUAAAUGCACAGUCCACAACAUUUACCCUUUGAAAAGCUUUCAGAUUCAGUGGCUUCGUGGAGAUAAGAUCCUCCGUGAGGAAGAACCUGAUGAAGCAACUUCAGACCAUGUUCAGAGUUAUUCCUCCGUGUUCAAUUACACACCUUCUGUCAAUGAUCUGGGCAAGAAUAUUAGUUGCAAGGCAACACUGAAAAUCGAUACUAUAAAUCAGGAGAGAACAACAACUGGUGAAUAUGGUCCAGGGACUAUAACAGUUUCCAGUAAUGAUACCUCGGUAAAGCUUGGCGAACAUUUAGAGAUAACGUGUCAUGCAGACGGAAACCCCAAACCAACGAUCUUUUGGUGGAAACUAGGGGAGGCUGGGCCUGAACUCCAGAGUCAGAACCACAAGCUGACAAUAAAUAAUGCUACCUGGUCUCAGACAGGUUGCUAUUUGUGUAAAGUAAGCAAUGACGUGGGAAGCCAGCAAAUGAGUGUAAAUGUCACUGUUGUAGGUCCUCCAAACAUCCCCAAAAUCCAGUUAAGCCAUAGAGAAGAGCCCAAAGAAGGAGAGAGCAUAAGCAUACUCUGUUCUUUAGAUGGUGGGCCAGCAGAACUGAAACUGUACAGACAGUCCCAGAGCAAUGUGACAGGAGAUCCGAAGAAAUCAACUGUGCUUUUAAACAUCUCAUCAAUCCAAAUAACUGAUGCAGGGAUUUACAUCUGUGAAGCAAAAAAUGACUUUGGCAUUGAGAGAAGCACAAUCAACAUUACAGUCCAAGCAGCACAACAUGACUUCUGGAGAAAGCCAGACCUGCCUGUGGUCAUCCUGCCGGCUGUAGGGUCAGUGUCGCUGUUGACCGCUGCUGUACUGCUGAUCCGACACUGCAGAAAGCAAGCCAAGAGCGUCUCCGGUAACAUCCCACUGGACUAAACUUUUAUGUUUUUGAAAUGUUUCUUAUGUUCAUAAAGGCUACAUCUAUUUGAUAAAAUAAUGAAGUAAAAAUAGCA